CUCUCACAUUUGUAUUCUCUCUCUGCUCAGUCUCUGUUUCGCCAUUUUCGUGCUUUGCAGGAUCAGGGUGGUGCUUUGUUUCUGAUUUCUUUACUUCUUUUUUUUUUUGUCUUACACAAUAGUGGGUCACUCUGUUUUUUUAAAGCGAAUGAUUUUGAUCGUACAAAGUUACUACACCUUCAAAAGAGACCCACUUUGUGACCUGAUGAUUUUCUCUCCCUUUCUCUUCCUCUCUUUCCGUCUCUGAUUUUUUUUCUUGGAGAAUUUGUUUGGUGGAUGCGAAUGUGAUGGAUCAUCUGAAGGAAAAGAAAGCAUCGGUUGGUGAAGAGAAUGUGAGUGAGACGAAGAGCCAGAAAUUUUGUACUGAUUGUAAGACCACCAAGACCCCCUUGUGGAGGGGUGGCCCUUCUGGACCCAAGUCACUAUGUAAUGCAUGUGGGAUCAGACACAGGAAGCAGAGAAGAGCCUUAAUGGGUUUGAACAGGGGAGAAAGGAAAAAGAAAAGACUACGUACUCAAACCUUUACCGUCGCCGCUGCAGGGAAGCAUAAUGGAGACGGCUGGAAUGUGCCUUGGAAGAUGAAGUUGAUGGCUUUAGGGAAGGAAGUGCUGUUGCAGAGUAGAGUGGUGAAGAAACAGAGGUGCCAGAGGAGACGUAAAUUAGGGGAGGAGGAAAAACAAGCGGCUUUUUCACUAAUGGCACUCUAUUGUGGUUCUGUAUUUGAUUAAAAGAGGAAAAGAAAACUAUACCCUUUGUUUUUGUUUCUCUGUUUGUUUCUCAUUCCAAUGAAAUGCAAAGCAAUGGCUAUGUCGAAAAUGUUUUCUGUUAUCAAUUUUUCUUUCAAGACACAGAAUUGAAAGUUUGA
Messenger RNA from Tripterygium wilfordii, 865 nucleotides. Its product is annotated as GATA transcription factor 15-like. Gene Ontology annotation, molecular function: zinc ion binding; sequence-specific DNA binding. Gene Ontology annotation, biological process: regulation of DNA-templated transcription. The transcript is spliced from 3 exons. Lineage: Eukaryota; Viridiplantae; Streptophyta; Magnoliopsida; Celastrales; Celastraceae. The record is from RefSeq and is a predicted model, not a curated record. The coding region runs from base 288 to 728 and encodes 146 amino acids.